CAGCCAUUCCAUUCCAUCUGCGCGAGAGAGGAGGGGAGGAGUUUGGUGGCGUCGUGGGUGUUCGGUUGCCGCGCCGCCGCGGCGUUGACGGGGGCGGUUGCCGCCCGGGAGGAGGUUGGCGGGCGGCUGCGUGCGCGCGUCUUCUUUUUUCGCAGCGAGGAGGAGCUGGGGGCGCUCUGGGGAUUGGAUCGAGUCGAGCAGAGCUGAGCAUUAGGAUGGGAGCUGCUGCCUCCCGAGCUGCGCCGCGCGUCUCCGGUAGAUGAAACUGGAAAAGAACCAAAGCUUCACAACAUCUAUUGUGCAAUUCGAUAAGUAUCAAAGCUUGCUAUUUUCUCGUGGAUAGUGAUCAUCAUGGGUACUGGAUCAGUUACUGUGAAACAAAAGAAGCGAGUAAAGCAUACCAAGAACAAGUACUUGAAACCUGGUGCCCUUGCCCAGAUUCGUUAUAGUAGGAGCACAAGCAGGGAUAUAGGAAAGAAAAGGAUUCUGUUGAAUGUUGACAAGGAUGAGCUACCACAGGAGGAGGUUGCAUUCGAAAACACUGAAACUAUGAUGUCACCUACAAGGCUCAAUUUGGAGCCAUUUAGUGGCACUAAGGGGCAGAUAAUGCCAAUAACUCCAAAAACUCCUCAGUCAGAUGAAGUAUGUGAUGGCCAUUCAAGACUUGAAUCACUUCCACUUGAAUUGCUGAUCAAGAUCAUUUGUUGCUUGCACCAUGAUCAGCUGAAUAUUGUUUUCCACGUUUCAAAAAGGAUUCGGAAGGCAGUUGAAUUGGCAAGGCAGUACCAUUUUAACUACACUACUCCAGACCGAAGCAGACAGGAACUGCUCCAGCACAGUACUCCUCUUCCAACAGAACAUUGGCCUUUCAUGAGCAGGAUAGAUGGCAAGGAUGUGAGGAUUUCCACUCCAAGAACCCCAAGGGCUCCAAAACAUGCUCCUCGGCUUGCACGCCUUGAACUGCUUGAUUUCAAGCCAAUCACAGCUGUUCUUUUCCCAGACACAUUUUCUUCAAAACGUCUGCGCCGUUCAAUGCCACCAGGAUUGCCAAGGCCUGUGUCCAAAGCUGCAUCCUCGACUAGAGUUUUACUGUAUGAGGAGGAGCUUUGCGAAGCGGUGGCACAGAAUAAGCUUCUUUGAAGCUGCAGUGACUGUUGGGCACAACCAGCAAUAUGUUAUUGCUUCCAUCUCAUAAUGUACAUGAUUAUCUAUGUCAAUUCCCUAGGUAUGAGUUUUGUUUGGUUAGGCAGUUUUAGGCUAGUCUUUUUUUGAAGAACGUUUUAGACUAGUCAUUAGCAUGUUACAUACUCCUAUGCUCAGAAGUCAGAAGCAUCUAGUUUGGUUUAUUCCCUGCUUUGUAUAUAUUAAAUGUACUGGUAACUAUUUAUAGCUAAUAAUUUUGUUAGAGAAAUGCUGUUUCCCAAUGUUCUA
Messenger RNA from Oryza brachyantha (malo sina), 1431 nucleotides. Its product is annotated as F-box protein At4g35930. Gene Ontology annotation, molecular function: protein binding. Lineage: Eukaryota; Viridiplantae; Streptophyta; Magnoliopsida; Poales; Poaceae. The record is from RefSeq and is a predicted model, not a curated record. The coding region runs from base 352 to 1140 and encodes 262 amino acids. The transcript has 5 exons.